Brassica rapa (field mustard) is the source of this 2825-nucleotide messenger RNA. RefSeq names its product probable 2-oxoglutarate-dependent dioxygenase At5g05600. The record is from RefSeq and is a predicted model, not a curated record. NCBI's taxonomy places the organism in Eukaryota, Viridiplantae, Streptophyta, Magnoliopsida, Brassicales, Brassicaceae.
UUAUAUGCAUAUUUAAUAAAUUCUUACUCAAUAUAUAAACAUCUUUCGAAAAUUUACAAAGAUACUUUUAAAUAUAUGCAACAUCUUUAUAAAAUUUAGAUGUCAAAUUCAAUAAUGUAUUCCAAAAAAUUUAGGAAAAUGCUAUAGAUAUUUAAAAGAUAAUUCAAAUUUAUUAAAUAUAUAUUCAUGAAAAUCUUCUUAAAUAUACAUUUAAGAAUAUAUUUUUUUAAUACACAUUUUUGAAAAAAAAAUCUAUAUCUUAUGAACAUAUUAUACAUAUGUAUCAAUAUCUUUCUUUUUUUUUGUAAAAAAAUCUUCUAUUAAAAUGCAGGAGAAAGAAAAGGGUUACAUAGUUUUUACUCAGUGGCCAAGUGGCCAUCAAUAUCUUUCUUAAUUUUAGGAAGAUAUUAUACUUAUUCAAGAAUUUUUCCUAAACUCAAAUUUAGAAAGAUAUCCUUUACAUUAAGGAAAGAUAUCAUACACAUUUUUUUUUUAAAAAUGCAUCUACAGUGGAAAAAGAAGAAGUAUCUAAAUAGUCAUAAUAAUUUUAGGAACAUAUUAUACUUAUAAAAAAUUCUAUAUGUUAUGAACAUAUUAUACAUAUGUAUCAAUAUCUUUCUUAAAUCUAGGAAGAUAUUAUACUUAUGCAAGAAAUUUUCCUAAACUCAAAUUUAGAAAGAUAUCCUAUACAUUUAGGAAAUAUAUCAUACACAUUUAAAAAGUUUUUUGCAUCUACAGUAGAAAAACAGAAAGUAUAUAAAGACUCAUAAUAAUUGUUAGACAAGGAAAACAAUUCACAUUAGAAUUUGUAAUCUAAUAUUUUGUAUUAGUCACAUCUGAAAUUUAGAUCCGAUAUAACGUAGGACAAUGACAAAUAAGACAAACAACAAACUAUUGUAUUUUAUCAAGAGAAAAAAACACAAAUUAUUGUACGUAUUAUAAAUAACGAGAUUUGUUUAUGGCUCUUAAAUCAUGAUUGAUGACAGAACUGUUUAGAUAUAUAUUAUAAACUUUAGAAAACUUUAGUUUCUAUCAAUCAUCCCCGUAAUUCUCCAUUUGAUGUCAAUCCCCAUUUCUUUUUCACAAAUAUAAUUAUCAUUUUUAUAAAAUAACCGUAAUCUCUUACACAUAAUCCGUCAUGGCACGUGCAUCCUAUUGGGCAAACUCAUUUAAUUAAUAUAUUAAGAGAUUAAUCUUUUGUCUUUGUCCACAUUUAGUCAUCUAACAAAGGUAAAUAUAUUAGAAAAAGAUUGCCAUAAAACUCAAAGUAAUUCAUAGUUUCACUUGUCGACACGAUAUAUUUUUGUCCUUGUGUGUUGUGUCCCAAAACAAAUAAUAAUAAUAAUAAUAAUAAUUUUAACACGUUUCAUUAAUAAAGAAAGAGAGAUUGCUUUCAUCUUCUUGAGCCGAUUUCUGGAUUCUCCUCCACCACAAUUUACCCUUCUUAUAAACUCCUUCCAUCAAUCAAAUUUUUUAUUUAUUUAUCACAAAUCCUCUUCUCUCUAAAACGUCUCACAUGAGCAAGAGCAAUAUCAGUACAUAAAAAACAAAGAAUAUGACCAAGAACAAGAAGGAAGUGAAUAUCGAGACAAGGAAAGGGUCCACGAUGGAUGAGUGGCCUGAGCCAAUCGUCAGAGUUCAGUCCUUAGCCGAGAGCAACCUCUCCUCUCUCCCCGACCGCUACAUCAAACCAGCAUCUCAACGUCCCACCACGAUAGAGGAGGCUCCUGCCGCGACCAACAUACCAAUCAUUGACCUUGAAGGACUCUUCUCGGAAGACGGGUCGCCAGACGAGGCCAUCAUGGCUCAGAUAUCGGAGGCUUGCCGUGAGUGGGGAUUCUUCCAGGUGUUGAACCAUGGUGUGAGGCCAGAGCUGAUGGACGCGGCUAGGGAGAAUUGGAGAGAGUUUUUCCACUUGCCGGUUAAUGAGAAGGAGACUUAUAGAAACUCACCAAAAACCUAUGAAGGAUAUGGAAGCAGACUAGGAGUUGAGAAAGGAGCCAUUCUUGACUGGAGUGAUUAUUACUUUCUCCAUCUUCUUCCUCUUCAUUUGAAAGACUUCAACAAGUGGCCUUCUUUUCCUCCCACCAUUAGAGAAGUGAUCGAUGAGUAUGGCAAGGAAGUAGUGAACCUAUGCGGGAGAGUCAUGAAGGUAUUAUCGUUAAACUUAGGAUUAAAGGAGGAUGAGUUUCAAGAUGCUUUUGGAGGUGAAAACAUAGGGGCAUGUUUGAGGGUUAAUUAUUAUCCAAAAUGCCCUCGACCAGAGCUGGCUCUAGGUCUCUCCUCCCACUCUGAUCCUGGCGGUAUGACUAUUCUCUUACCAGACGAUCAAGUCUUCGGUCUUCAAGUCCGUAAAAAUGACAUGUGGAUCACCGUCAAGCCUCAUCCUCAUGCGUUCAUCGUUAAUAUCGGUGAUCAAAUUCAGAUACUAAGCAACUCAGCAUACAAGAGUGUGGAGCAUAGAGUGAUAGUGAACUCGGAGAAAGAGAGAGUUUCGCUUGCUUUCUUCUACAAUCCUAAAAGCGAUAUACCAAUCCAACCAUUACAAGAACUUGUAUCCACUCAUAAUCCUCCUUUAUAUCCUCCAAUGACCUUUGAUCAAUACAGACUCUUUAUCAGAACUCAAGGUCCACAAGGCAAAUCUCAUGUUGAAUCUCAUGUCUCUCCUCGUUAAUUGUUUUCCCUUCCUAUAAAGAAAAUUAAAUGUUUUGGUUUGUUUCAUGAUUUAUAUCUGACUUGUAUGUGUACAAUCUUUCAGGAUCUGAUUUACCUUCGAGUAAAUAAAUAUUGAAUGAGAUAUAUUGUUAUACAAUAAUGUUUUAGUA